UGCAAGCUGUCAUUGCCAAAAAUAGUGUGGCACCAUCUGCCAAGGGAUUACCGUCGUUGCUCGCCCCAGGCUGCUCCCAAGCAGCUGGAGUUCGUCUCAUUGGCGUCACUCUUGACCAUGGGGGCCCAUGUCCAGCAGAUUGGCGCCCUCGAUCUUCUCUGCACCGGAGCGACACCUCUUAAUUAAUCAAUCAAUUAAUUUGGGGAUGCAUUCAUGACAUUCAGAAUAUUUUUAGAGGAAAAUCUUGGAACCCUUCCUUGUUAUUCCUCUCAAGUUGCCAGCUAACAUAUCUCAGAUCCUUGGCAGCAUGAUCGAACAGAUAUGGAGUAUUGCCCAUCCAUUAAUAGACGAUAGCGUUUGUGUACAGCGACAAGAAUUUGUGCUGGUAAUAUGUAUCAUUAGAUCUCAACUGCUAAUGCUUUCACCAGGAAACAAGUUCAGAUAUAAACAAUGUCAUCAAUUAGCAUCAUCUGUGGUGAUUAGCCCAUUCUUAACAGCAAGCAAGCCUGCUAUAUAUACCGGUGUUGACUGGGCCGACGGCGACCAGCUUAAAGAGGCCAUAGAUGGCCAGCUUGUUCUCUCUUCAAACUCCUCAUGAAGAACCAGUCAGCAAUUAUCAUCUGGGUUGCUCAUUUUGUAUGUAUACCUUCACCUGUUAACAGGUCUCCAUCAGUUUGUCCAUAUCAACUAUACCGACCAGCACCAACUAUCAUGACUAAUUGGCAAGGACCCCAAGUUGUCUAUUUAACAACAAUUUCAGUGAUAACAUUUUAUACUUAAGAUGCUUUCUGCUGCCUUCCUUGAAUUGCUCACUUCUGUGUUUCUCCAAAGUUUAGAUUAAGAAAUCUGAAGAGUUCAUAAGACCAAUUAUUGGGUUGGUAAGGGACGCAAAAGCGGUGCUAACCAGCCAGAAGGUGUGUAUAGCAAGAGCUUCCCCAAAGAGACUAGCAUUCCCAAAUCUGGCUGGAGUUUGGGGAACCGUGCAUAGAGUUUUCUUCAGCAAGGCAGGCUAGUAGGUGGCUAUUCUUUGGUUCUGUAAAAAAAAACAAGGACAUCUCGAGUUGAAGAUUAAAUCCAGCUAUCGUUCCCAAAAGAGACCCUAAAGAGACUAUCGUUCCCAAAUCUGGCCGGAGUUUGGGGAAGCGCUCAUAAAGUUUUCAACAAGGCAGAUAGCUGUCAAGGUGAAGGAAAUAGAGAAAGACCUUACUCACCUGUCUGAGACAAAAAAACGUUGGAUUCCCAUGAUGAACAGUGGGGAUACUAGCAGCUCAAAUUACAUUGUCAAGUCCAAAGAUCUAGCAAAUGUUUCACGUUCCCUUGAUGAAGAAGAACUAGUUGGGGUGGAUAAAAACAGAGAAAAACUUGAGCAGUGGUUGGCAGGUGGUGACUUGGAACGCAAUGUGAUAGCGCUGCUUGGAAUGGGAGGGCUUGGUAAAACAACUUUGGCUGCAAAUGUCUACAAGAAAGAGAGAGAUAAAUUCGAGUGCCACGCAUGGGUCUCCAUCUCACAAACUUAUUCUAGAGAAGAUGUCUUGCGGAAUAUAAUCAAGGAACUUUCCAAAGAUAAAGUCGGUGUUCUAUUUGACACAACGGCCAUGGAGAUCACAUGCCUUGAAGAGACACUAAAACUUUUUCUGGUGCAACAUAAGUAUUUGAUCAUAUUGGAUGAUGUUUGGACUCCAGAAGCAUUUGAUGAUAUCUUUAGGGCACUUAUCUGUAAUCAUAAGGGGAGUAGACUGAUAAUAACAACGAGAGAAGGUCGUGUUGCUGCACUUGCCUUCGAGGAAAUAUUUUUUACACUGGAAGCUUUGCCAGAAGACAAUGCAUGGUUUCUCUUUUGUAUGAAAGCCUUUCCGAGAGAUACAAAUCAUGAAUGUCCCGUGGAGUUGAAGCCUUUGUCCAAAGAAAUAGUUAGCAAGUGUAAAGGCUUGCCUCUUGUUAUUGUGUUAAUUGGUAGCCUCUUGCGUGUGCGUGAGAAAACUGUGGAAGAAUGGAGAACAAUAAAUGUUCAGUUGAGUUGGGAGCUAAUUAAUAAUUCAAGUCUCGAUCACAUAAGAAAUGUUUUGCAUCUGACCUACAUCUACCUUCCAACACAUUUGAAAAGUUGUUUUCUGUACUGCAGUUUAUUUCCAGAAGACUAUCUUUUUAGAAGCAAAUUGUUUGGAAGGUUAUGGAUAGCUGAGGGGUUCAUCGAGGAGAGGGGCGAAAGCACACUAGAAGAAGUGGCAGAAGUCUAUCUGAAGGAGCUGACUGACAGAAACAUGUUACAACUUGUUGAGAGGAACGCAUUUAGCGCAACAGUUGAAUUCAGAAUGCACGAUAUCUUACGUGAAUUGGCAAUUGACUUGUGCCAAGAACAGUUUGGUGUUACAUAUAAGGAUAAGUGUGGGCAGUCACUUGAGAUGGAUAUACGCCGAUUGAUGGUGCACAAACUAAAGAAGGAUAUUCAUCAUCAACCACUUUCUAGCACCCACCGACUUCGAACUAUCAUUACUCUGGAUGAUAGCAUGCCAUCUUUCAGUCUAGUAACCCUGCUAUGCAAGGAUUCGAGAUAUAUGGCCGUCCUAGACUUAAGUGAUCUGGCCAUCGAGAAGAUUCCAGAUGCGAUUGGAGAUCUCUUUAAUCUCCGCUAUUUGGGUUUGCGUAAUUCAAAGGUGAAGAUUCUACCGAAAUCUGUAGAGAAGCUUUCAAAUUUGUUGACACUAGACCUUUUUGGAUCUGACAUACAUCAGCUGCCUAGAGGAAUUGUGAAACUGAAGAAGCUUAGGCACUUAUUUGCUGUGAAAAUAAUUGAUACAAAUUGGCGAAAUUUUCAUUCUUGCAGUUGUAUGUAUCUCCCCAAUGGUCUUGAAAAUCUAUCAGACCUGCAAACGCUACAAGCAUUGGAAGCACAAGAUGAGUCUAUCAGACAUUUAGGGGAGCUGAAGCAACUGAGAAGAUUGAGGUUAUGGAAUGUGAAGGGAAUCUACUGCGAACGCAUCAGUGAGUCUCUAGUUCAGAUGCAGUAUUUGUGUAGCCUAUAUGUCAAUGCAAGUGAUGAGGACGAGGUUCUCUUGUUGGAUGUCUGCCUGCCAAAUCUACAAUGCCUAUCUUUGAGUGGACGGUUAGCUGAAAGGGUGUUGGAUAAGUCUACUCUCUUCCAAGCUGUUGGAGACCUGAACUUGUUUGAAUUGUCUCUACGUUGGUCACAGCUAAUAGAAGACCCACUGCCGACACUUUCUCGGUUGUCAACUUUGACGCUUCUACGAUUCAUUAGAGCAUACAAUGGAGAGCGGCUGGCGUUUCUCACGGGGUGGUUUCCCAAGCUGAAGACUCUUCACUUAGUAGACCUGCCUAAUCUGAAUCAGCUAGAGAUACAACAAGGUGCCAUGGCGAGCCUAGAAGAUUUAGCACUAGUCAACCUGAGCAGCAUGACCGAGGUCCCUACUGGAAUUGAGUUCCUUAUGCCCCUCCAGUAUCUAAGCUUUCUGGAAAUCACCAGUGACUUCUUGAUACUGCUGCACCAAUGUUCUGCAACUCGAGGGAAGCAGUGGCAGCAUACUCUCCGGAGUUGACCUGAUUAUUUGGUCGUGAAAUGUUUAUGUAAUUGUUUGGGCUGUAUGCAUAUGUCAAGGAAAAGGAAGGAUUCGAUUCAGUGAGUUAAGGUGUAUGCUUCUAUAAUCUUGCUACUGCUCCAACUUGCUGCUGGUUCCACCUCCACUACGGUGUGUGCUGCUGCCACUACUGUUCGUGUGCUUUUGCUUCUCAAGUGUGAUGGUAUUGCCUGGCUGUGGCUUUAUUGUGUUUUUGUUUUCCGACUAGUUUCUGCAUUACCUGUUUGAACAAUGUACCGCUAUUCGUGUCUGCUUGUUGUGAAUCAUAUAAGAUAGCUCCUACUUCAGUUGUGUCUGUAAAAUAAAAGAAUAGGUUUGUAAUUUGCAAUGCUCUGAUAGUAAUUAUUUGUAAUGAUAUUUGUUUUACUUCCUUC
Messenger RNA from Aegilops tauschii subsp. strangulata, 3967 nucleotides. NCBI's taxonomy places the organism in Eukaryota, Viridiplantae, Streptophyta, Magnoliopsida, Poales, Poaceae. The record is from RefSeq and is a predicted model, not a curated record.